Messenger RNA from Phodopus roborovskii (desert hamster), 2174 nucleotides. RefSeq names its product SSX family member 2 interacting protein (gene Ssx2ip). Lineage: Eukaryota; Metazoa; Chordata; Mammalia; Rodentia; Cricetidae. The coding region runs from base 232 to 2082 and encodes 616 amino acids. The transcript is spliced from 14 exons. The record is from RefSeq and is a predicted model, not a curated record.
GCGGGAUUGUGACGCGCAGCCGGGGAGGCCACCGGGCCGGCCGCGGGCGCAGCCACCGGCGCCGGCUCUGGGCGGGCUCGGCGCGGCCGUUGCGGCGGUUGGAGAGCGUUUUCUGCUGCCCGCCGCCUGCAGCGGGAGGUGCGAGCAGAUGCUCACGUAGCGUGAGAGAAGCCGUUGUACAUGCCUCAGCCCUGAACCGCCGUCUCAGGUAUACUGGCGCUGGAGACUGCUAUGGGAGAUUGGAUGACUGUUACAGAUCCAAGUCUGUGUGCAGAAAGCAAAAAUCUCUCUGAAUAUACCUCAGAAACAAAGAUGUCUCCAUCAAGUUUAUACUCCCAGCAAGUGCUAUGUUCUUCCAUGCCUUUAUCAAAAAAUGUACAGAGUGUUUUCAGGGUCUUCUGCACAGAAGAGAACAUUGAACAAAGUCUUUCAUAUCUCGAUCAGGAACUGACUACCUUCGGUUUUCCUUCCUUAUAUGAAGAAUCCAAAAGUAAGGAGACAAAGAGACAAUUAAAUAUAGUUGCUGUGUUAAACUGUAUGAAUGAGCUACUUGUGCUUCAGCGGAAGAACCUUCUGGCCCAGGAAAGUGUGGAGACACAGAAUCUGAAGCUAGGCAGUGACAUGGACCACCUACAGAGCUGCUACACCAAACUUAAGGAACAACUGGAAACCUCAAGGCGAGAGAUGAUUGGGCUUCAGGAGAGAGAUAGGCAGUUACAGUGCAAAAACAGGAAUUUGCAUCAGCUACUGAAAAAUGAAAAAGAUGAGGUACAAAAAUUACAAAAUAUCAUAGCCAGUCGGGCUACUCAGUAUAAUCAUGAUAUGAAGAGAAAAGAACGCGAAUACAAUAAACUAAAGGAACGGCUGCACCAGCUUGUUAUGAACAAGAAGGAUAAAAAAAUAGCCAUGGACGUCUUAAAUUAUGUGGGUCGAGCUGAUGGAAAACGAGGCUCGUGGAGGACUGAUAAAACAGAAGCCAGGAAUGAAGAUGAAAUGUACAAACUUCUGUUGAGUGAUUACGAGUGCCGCCAGAAGCAGAUCCUCACAGAAAACGCUGAGCUGAAGAAGGUCCUGCAGCAGAUGAAGAAGGAGAUGAUUUCUCUUCUCUCUCCCCAGAAGAAGAAACCCAGGGAAAGAGCAGAGGACAGCGCAGGCACUGCCGUUAUCUCUGACAUUGAAGAUGACGCUGCAGAGCUGAGCAGAGAGAGCGUGUGGGACCUUUCCUGUGACACUGUAAGAGAACAGCUUACAAACAGCAUCCGGAAACAGUGGAGGAUCCUGAAAAGCCACGUGGAAAAGCUUGAUAACCAAGUUUCAAAGGUCCACUUAGAUGGCCUCAGUGAUGAGGACGUCAUCUCUCGACAAGACCAUGAACAGGAGACUGAGAAACUGGAGUUAGAGAUCCAGCAGUGUAAAGAGAUGAUCCGAGCGCAGCAGCAGCUCUUACAGCAGCAGCUGGCCACCACCUGUGACGACGACACCACCUCGCUGCUGCGAGACUGUUACCUGCUGGAAGAAAAAGAACGCCUCAAAGAGGAGUGGUCCCUUUUCAAAGAGCAGAAAAAGAACUUCGAGAGAGAAAGACGAAGCUUUACAGAAGCCGCGAUCCGCUUGGGGCUGGAGAGGAAGGCAUUCGAAGAAGAGCGAGCCAGCUGGUUAAAGCAGCAGUUUUUAAACAUGAUGACCUUUGACCACCAGAACUCGGAAAAUGUGAAACUUUUCAGUGCCUUCUCGGGAAGUUCUGAUCCAGACAAUCUUAUAGUGCACUCACGGCCACGGCAGAAGAAGCCACACAAUGUGGCUAAUGGGGCACCAGCUUGCACAUCAAAACUGACUAAGUCUCUUCCUGCUUCACCUUCUACUUCAGACAUUUGCCAGACACGCUCCUGUGUGUCGGAACACAGGAGUUCAACCAAUGUGCUGAAUGUAACUCCUGAAGAAACUAAACCAAAUGAGGUUGGAAGAGAAUGCACAAAUCAGAAAUGGAGCGUGGUGUCAAGACCCACUUCACGGGAAGGCUGCUACAGCAGAUGCUCCUCAACCUACACAAAUUCUCACCUGGAAAGAGAUGACUCACCUUAGAUGCAUAGACUGCCGUGUUCUCGCUAAAAUGUGCAUCCGAGGUCACAGCUGAGUUAAACAGGGUGUAUCAUAAAGUCGGUCAUCUAAUUUAA